CCAAAAUAACAAACCAGAACAAACAAACAAACAAAAAUAUGACGUGUCACAAUAUCUUCCUUGUAAUCUCUCCGAUUCUCGCGGUCUCACUGGUCAACGCAGUAGAAUUCUCGGUAGUGGACAACACCGGCGAUUCCGCCGGCGGAAGAAGAUUCCGGGGAGAAAUCGGCGGCGUAAGCUAUGGCACACAGUCACUUCAGUCUGCGACCGACUUCGUCUGGCGUUUGUUCCAGCAAACCAACAACCCUUCGGACAGAAGACCCGUUACAAAGAUCACACUGAUUAUGGAAAACGGGAACGGUGUCGCGUACAACACGAAUUCAGGAUCCGAGAUACACUUCAACGCGGGAUAUCUCGCGGGUGUCUCGGGAGAUGUAAGGAGGGAAUUUACCGGCGUGGUUUAUCACGAGGUGGUCCAUUCUUGGCAGUGGAACGGUCCGGGUGGGCUUAUCGAGGGUAUAGCAGACUACAUGAGGCUUAAAGCCGGUUACGCCCCGGGUCACUGGGUAGGGCCCGGUGGUGGUGAUAAGUGGGACCAGGGAUAUGACGUCACUGCGAGAUUCUUGGAUUAUUGUAACGAUUUGAGGAAUGGGUUUGUGGCCGAGCUGAACAAGAAGAUGAAGAAUGGCUAUAGUGAUGGUUUCUUCGUUGAUUUGCUUGGGAAAGACGUGAAUCAACUUUGGAGAGAGUACAAGGCUAAGUAUGGUCAAUGAAUUCAAAAAAAUAUAAAAAUAAUCGAGGGAAUCAUCGUAUUUGAAAUAAAUAAACCGAAAUAAAACAGUCUUUGAAAUU
Eutrema salsugineum is the source of this 792-nucleotide messenger RNA. RefSeq lists its product as uncharacterized. The transcript has a single exon. Bases 39 to 713 code for a protein of 224 amino acids. NCBI's taxonomy places the organism in Eukaryota, Viridiplantae, Streptophyta, Magnoliopsida, Brassicales, Brassicaceae. The record is from RefSeq and is a predicted model, not a curated record.